This is a messenger RNA of Exaiptasia diaphana, 1954 nucleotides long. RefSeq names its product neuropeptide FF receptor 2-like. Gene Ontology annotation, biological process: G protein-coupled receptor signaling pathway. The coding region runs from base 275 to 1330 and encodes 351 amino acids. Lineage: Eukaryota; Metazoa; Cnidaria; Anthozoa; Actiniaria; Aiptasiidae. Gene Ontology annotation, cellular component: membrane. Gene Ontology annotation, molecular function: G protein-coupled receptor activity. The transcript has a single exon. The record is from RefSeq and is a predicted model, not a curated record.
UCGCUUUUUCCUUUUGUCAGAAUGAGUAGUGCGUAUAACUCCUUGUAACUCGCGUUGCCAGGAAAUGGAGAAAUCAAUGGGAUCAGUGAUUAAUUGCAGAAGUAACCGUUGAAGAUUGAUUAUCACUUUAUGAAAUCUUACUUUACAGGAUAGGAAUCUUCAUCCUGAUCAUCUUAUGAGCAGGCGACUACAGAAUAAUCAUUCAUAAAAUGURUCUUUCUAUUGAUAAAGCACGCAGCGAAUCCAAAGUCACUUGAGCCGAUUAGCAGCMACGAUGAAUGACCAGCUCUUGAACAAUUCUUCUUCCAAUAAUUCAUCGAUUUACGGAUUAACAACGAAAGUUUUCUCUUCGACAUCAAUUUUGAGCAGCUCACCAAACUUGUUAAUCGCCAUUGUCACCUUGUAUUUUAUYCUUAUAACCGCUGGUAUUGUUUUGAACAGCGUUGUUUGUUAUGUGAUGGUAAAGCGUAAGCGUUAUCGUCGCAACAUUAGCAGUUUCUUCAUAACCCAUAUGGCUGGUGUGGACCUUGUGUACCGCGUGUUGUUAACGCCCUCUUCAGUGUACCUGUCCUUGCCUUCAAGUCAAAGCAAAUCUAUACCAUGUAAGACUAGUAUYUUUGUAGGUACUACAUGUGCUGCAGCCGUGUUUGGGAGCCUGGUAGUGAUUGCUAUCGAUAGAUAUCGCAAUAUAGUCCAYCCUUUAAAGGGUUUAAGUCAAUCUAAGCGUCCACGUCGAUUAGUCCUACUGGUAUGGGGUUAUGCUAUUAUCUCGUCUGUUAUGCUCCUUUACACCGUACAAAACACCCCCCAAGACCACCCCGAUCAGUUAAAAGAAACUGUAGGCAAUCCUACAUCAUGUGACGUCCGUCCAGGAUUAGUUGGCGGGAUAUCRGUGAUGAUUUCCAUAGUAAUGAUCUUUCUGUUGCCCUUAGUAACCAUCAUCGUUACUUAUUCAGCUAUGUUCAUCAGUCUUAGACAAUGUAGUCAAACAGGCCUCGUGCAUAAGGCAGCAGCAAAGUCCAAAGCUAAAAGCGCUCGUAUGCUGGUGUUGGUAGUUAUUGGGUUUGUCAUGUGCUUUGGUCCUUCUUUCGUGUCCUCAAUGGUUAAUUCCAAUAUACUCCUCGGUCAUAAGAACAACAGCCAAGAYGCCUCUCUGUUAUCAAUUGUAGCAAACCUUCUAGAGCUGUGCAGCUCACUGGUGAAUCCAUUGAUUUACGCAUUUUACAGUAGCGACUUUAGGAAGGAUUUAGGCCACGUCUGUCAGAUUCCCCGACCUCCUCCUAAACACCUUCAUACUACUUGUGGCUGUAUGAUAUCAUAUACUCUAUGACGUCACAUCCUACACCGGUAUUCGCAUCAUGGUGUCCAAAKGACUCUUUCCAUYAAUUGUAAACAAAUCAAUUCAAGCUAAUAACUCCUGAAAAGAUCCGAGAACAAACAUAUCCGAUAUUCCAGUAUUCUAGCAAGAAACAGCACCACUCUUUGAAAAAGAGCUGGGUGCCCAACUGCUGCAAGCAACGUUCAAAAUUAAAAUUCUUAAAAAAUUGACAGUAGUUAUUUUAAUUUGGUGUCGCGACAACGACUUUUGAAAAAGUUGUAUAUCGAUCUUARUUGUUAUUUGUCUUGAGUUUAUACAUGAUGUAUAAAGAAUAUACUAAAACUGAGUGAAUGAAAGAAAUAAUAUAAAAAUGUAUAUGAGAAUUGCAUAUGCCUCUAGUAGGGGCAAUAUACAUAGCUUACAGUGAAGAUUCACCCAUAGCUCACGAUAUCUAACAGAAUGAAACUUUUGAACAGUGAACGAGCGAGUGAUUGACAGAUUUUCCCGCUUCUAAUAAAGUCCGAGUUAAAAAGGACGGAAAUAAACUGUAGAAGCGCGGAGAUUUUUCAGACCCGAAGCGAGUCCAGUUAGAAAACAUGCUCUUAAUAAAAGUGACUUUUUCAAAAGGGUUUACCU